AUCCUAAAAUUUUACCACCAGAUCCAGUUGUCAUUCAUCAUGAAAAAUAACCUCAGCUGCUGUUUAAAAAAAUAAAUAAAAAUGACUGAAGAAAGCAAUCAGAUAAGUGACAAUAAUCUUGGUCGUUACUUUGACAGCUCGCACACAAUAUUCGAUGAAAUAGUUUCAAGUAAUGUGCUACCUGGAGCAACAUCAACACCAGCAUCAUCAAUGCUGUCAUUAGUAAACACUGAAUUGCUCCCAGCAAGUGAUUUAUUUAAACAAAAUGAUCUUUUCAACAACGAGAGGUCAAUAGAAUCCAGCGCCGUGGACUAUCAUCGCGAUGCUUGGAUCCCCUGUGACAAGACACGAAAAAUCCUGCGCACGAUAGCAGCAUCAGGUAACAACAAUCAUGACCGUGAAAAUCUAACGAUGCCUGGUCUGACUUUGCAGAAUGACAUGUCUGAUCCCAUCAAGGACACGACGAUCCACUACCUGGGUAUUGAUGAAAUAAUUCACCGGAAUAUAUCAACAGCUUCUGAUGUCACUCAGGACGAACGCGGUCUUCGUAAUUUAAUUCAAUCUGAAUGCUACCGCGCAGCUGUCAAUUUGACUGGACGGCUGUUGGCAAUCUACGGUCAAGGUUACGGUAAAAUAAAUUAUCCUAGUAAACAUACACCUCAUUCAUUACAAUUGUGGUACACGCGUCUAGCUCUGCUGGCAAAAUUACGGCAAGUUGAUGUUCUGAAAGCUGAAUCUCAGCCUUUUGGUAAUUUAGAUAAACCGGAUAUGUAUUUUAUUUAUUAUCCGGAGCUGUAUGGUACCAGACAUGGCUCGAUGGCUUCAUUUGCCUUCAGAUUGCUGCUGGCCGAGUUACCAAACUACUGGGGAGACUCCAAGGAAGCUAUUGACAAUCUGUAUAAAUUGCUGGCGACUAUUGACCAGAUCCUGAAGAAUUUAAAUGACGGACUGGCGGAAGAAGGUGGACAUGCUAAAUUCAGUGACAAUGAACGGAAUGAUUCAAUUAGACUGUGGACUGGCAGAAAAUCUAGAGUAUUGAUUUCCAUAGUAAAUUGCUCGCUGAGCAUUAAAAAUUUUUCCCUAGCGAUCGACGUACUCGAGGAUCUCUGCGCGAUGCCCAGCUGGACAACUGAGCAGCUGGAGAUACUCAAGUCUGCUUGCGGACGAGUUUACUUAUUUCUGGGUGACGUUACCGCCGCGGAGAAAAUAUUCGCAGGAAUAAAAGAGGCCAGAGAUGGAACCAGCGGCAAUGGAAAAUCCCCGACGAUGAGGGAACUUAUUGACAGAGGACUCAUGGCCGUGGCCCAGAACUCCUUUCAAGAUGCCUACAACUGCUUCAAGAUCGCUUCCGCCUCAGACCCUUCAAAUGUUAUGCUGAUCAACAACAUGGCGGUCUGCCUGCUCUACAGUGGACAAUUGAAAUCCGCGGUCCAGCUCCUUGAGACAGCUGUCAUGCGGAACCCGAUAAAGAGUCUGCAGGAAACUGUUCUGUUGAACAUCAGCACGCUCUAUGAACUUCACACCACUCACUGCAAGCAGUCAAAGCUCCAGCUUCUAAGGCAAAUGAACAGAUACAAAGGGGAUGCUACGGACAUUUCUUGUUUGAAGUUGGCUUAGUCAUUCGUUAAAUUUAAAAAUAAAUAAAUAUUAAUAUUAAUUGUAUGUUGUAUUAAUUAAUAAAUAAAUUAUAAAUAAUUUAAAAAUAUUUAAUAUAAUU
Molecule: messenger RNA, 1717 nt
Organism: Microplitis demolitor
Lineage: Eukaryota; Metazoa; Arthropoda; Insecta; Hymenoptera; Braconidae
Product: trafficking protein particle complex subunit 12
Exons: 1
Coding region: 82-1617 (511 amino acids)
Cellular component (GO): TRAPP complex; Golgi apparatus
Molecular function (GO): protein binding
Source: RefSeq, a predicted model, not a curated record